Molecule: messenger RNA, 4005 nt
Organism: Diospyros lotus (date-plum)
Lineage: Eukaryota; Viridiplantae; Streptophyta; Magnoliopsida; Ericales; Ebenaceae
Product: disease resistance protein RPV1-like
Exons: 8
Coding region: 189-3788 (1199 amino acids)
Biological process (GO): signal transduction; defense response
Molecular function (GO): ADP binding
Source: RefSeq, a predicted model, not a curated record
AAAGGAUUUCCUCCGAGUAGUUGCCGCUUGCAAAGGCAGACCCUCCAAAGCAAGACUUCUGAAAAAGCAGCAAGCCACACCCCCAAAGCAAGAGAAUCCACGCUUUCUUUGUGUUGAAGAUGUCAUAUAUAGUAUAAAGCAGCUUGGGUUCCACGCGACCAAAAUGGAAAGUUAAGGAGGGCAUUUUUAUGAAAAAGGCAGCAAGCAGCUUGGGCCUUUCCUCCUUGUUCCGUUUCCAUCUUUGUUCAAUGGUUAGUCCAAGAGUCGAAGAAUUCUCCUCUUCCACUUCUCAGUGUGCUUAUGAUGUGUUCUUGAGCUCUAGAGGCAAAGAGACCCGCAAGAGUUUCACCGAUCAACUUUAUAUAGCUCUGCUGGAUUCAGGAUUUCACACUUUCAGGGAUGAGGAGGGGAUAGAAGUAGGAGAAAACAUCAAGCCUGAACUUUGGAAAGCAAUUCAAGACUCUAAAAUUUCAAUAGUGGUGUUCUCCGAGGACUAUGCUUCUUCAUGUUGGUGUCUUGAUGAGCUUUUGAUGAUUCUCAAACGCAGGAGGGCCUCUGGACAUGAAGUUUUACCCAUAUUUUAUAACAUGGAUCCAACCUUAAUCAAGAAGCAAAAGGAAAGGUAUAUGGAAGCAUUUGCCAGGCAUGAGGUGCAAUUCAUAGCUGAAGUGGAUGAAAGAAAAGUUGAGUGGGUGGACAAAUUGAAGGAUCGGUGGGCAGCUCUUGAAGAACUUGCGGAUUUGGGAGGAAUGGUUUCAAAAGAUCAAGAUGAUGGAGAUGAGUCAAAGUUUAUCCAGCAAGUUGUUAUAGCAGUUCAAGACAAAAUCAAUCGCACAAUCUUGAAUGUUUCCCCUUACUUAAUUGGAACGCAUACUCGCGCAGAAGACAUCAACACUUGGUUACAAGAUGAAUCUGGUGAUGUUAGCCUGGCAGCCAUUUGUGGGAUGGGCGGAAUAGGGAAGACUACGAUAGCUAAAGUUGUGUAUAAUUUAAAAUUCUCAAGUUUUGAAGGUGGCAGCUUUCUUGAAAAUAUAAGAGAAAUUUCAGGACAACCCAGAGGUUUAAUUCGUUUGCAAAAAAAACUUCUUUCAGAUAUUCUAAGGGGGAGAAAGGAAAAAGUAUAUAGUAUUGAUGAAGGGAUCGCCAAAAUUAAAGCUGCCCUAUAUUGCAAAAGAGUUCUUGUGGUCCUUGAUGAUGUUGACAAAAUGGAGCAAUUGGAUGCAAUACUUGGAAUGCGAGAUUGGUUUUCUCAAGGAAGUAAAAUCAUAAUUACAACCAGGAAUGAGCAGUUACCAAGGGCUCAUGAAACUUGCAGGAUAUACAGGGUUGAAAAAUUGGAUGAUGCAGAAUCACUAGAGCUCUUCAGUUGGCAUGCCUUUGGACAAGACCAUCCCACUGAUGAUUAUGAGGCAGAUUCUAGAAGAAUGGUGCACUACUGUGAUGGGUUGCCAUUAGCCAUUAAAGUUUUGAGUACUUCUUUAUCUGGAAAAAGCCUAGAUGUAUGGAAGAGUCAUUUAGAAAAACUAAAAGCAAUACCCAACGGUAAAGUAUUUGAAAAGCUCAAAAUAAGCUAUGAAAAUUUGCAAGAUGAGCAUGACAAAAAUUUGUUCCUCCAUAUUGCUUGUUUCUUCGUUGGGAAAGACAAAGAUUGGACAGUUCAAGUCCUAAACAAGUGUGACUUCUACACGACAAUUGGAAUCCACAAUCUUAUUGAUAGAUGCAUGUUAAGUAUUGAUUUCCGGAAUAAGUUGAGAAUGCAUCAAUUGAUUCAAGAUAUGGGAAGAGAAAUUGUUCGGCAAGAAUCGCCAUAUGAGCCAGGUAAGCGCAGUAGAAUAUGGAAUCAUGAAGAGUCCUUUGAUGUCUUGGCAGAAAAAACUGGUGCUGAGAAAAUAGAAGGCCUCAUUCUGGACAUGCACUUCUUGAAGGGGGUUGCUGAAGGAAAUUCUAGCGAAGUAGUUUUUGAAACAAAUGCAUUUGCAAAGAUGUGCAAGCUAAGACUUCUCCAGCUCAAUUUUGUACAACUCAGUGGCAGCUUUGAAAAAUUUCCUAAAACAUUAAGGUGGUUGUGUUGGCAUGGCUUCCCUUUUGAAUCUAUACACAAUGACUUCCAAUUGGAUAACGUGGUGGCUCUUGACAUGCGUUACAGCAGGUUGAAAAAUGUUUGGGAUGGAAGAAAGUGUUUUAGUUCAUUGAAAAUCCUUAAUCUCAGUCACUCUCAUUUCCUUGCCAAAACUCCUGAUUUCUCACUAGUCCCCAAUCUUGAGAGACUAAUUCUUAAAGAUUGUGUGAACUUGGCUGAGGUUCAUGAAUCCAUUGGAAACUUAAAGGCACUUGCUGUUAUGAUCCUAAAAGAUUGCAGAAAUCUGAGGAAGUUGCCAACAAACUUCAUUGUGCUAAAAUCUUUUGAAAAGCUCGACAUAUCUGGUUGCUCAAAUCUUGAUGAGUUGCCAACAGGACUGAUGAAUAUGAAAUCUUUGAAAGUGUUCCUUGCUGACAGAAUUGAUAUAAGUCGUUUGCUCUCAACCACUGGAGAGCCAAAAUCUCGAUAUGCAUUUCUUUGGUCUUUGGUACAAAGGUUUGGAAGAGUUCCACAGUUGUCACGGUCUCCUUUGCCGAGCUCAUUAGUACGGUUGAGUCUUGAAAACUGCAAUCUCUCUGAUGAUGUUUUCCCCAUGGAUUUUAGUCACUUGAACUUGUUGAGGGAUUUGAACCUUGGCAGAAAUCCUAUCCGUAGCCUACCAGAAUGCAUCAGAGGUCUUAGUGCACUACAUAUCCUACGCUUAGAAUCAUGUACAGAGCUUCAAUCGCUUUUGGAGCUACCGAGCUUGGAAAUAUUGCAGGUGCCAGAGUGCACAUCUUUGCAAAGGAUAACUUAUCAGUCAAGUACGUCCGGACCACAAAUCAUAGAACUAACAAAUUGUGGGAAACUGGUUGACCUAGAGGGUGACAUCAAGCUUGAGCCUAUAGGAAAUGUAGAUGCGGAAGUCAUAAAAGUUUUGGGCUUGCACAACGUGCAAUCUAUGACAAACGUUGAGAUGGACUUUUUCAAUGGCGUCUCAGCAAAUAGCACCUCAUCCGGCAGAAUUGAGAGGCUUCCUAUUCAGGGGCUGCAUGAAGAAGGUAUAUUCAGCACAUUUUUUCCAGGAGGCGAGGUUCCAGACUGGUUUAGCAAUAAAAGUGCAGGGUCCGCAAUAUCUUUUACUGUGUGCUCACUACCUAAUUGCAGGUUCCAAGGCCUGAACUUCUGUUGUGUCUAUGCACUUUCCGAUAAAGAGGAGAUUUGCUGGCCACCUCCAUUAUUUGCUAAAGUUUGCAAUAAGAGCAAGGAUCUCAAGUGGAUAUAUGGUCCGCGUGGCUUUGUCAUUCCAAAAGCUGGAGAAGAGGUGAUAUGGUUAAGCCACUGGAAGCUUGGGAAUUAUUUAGACGCAGGUGAUGAAGUGACAGUUAAAGUAGUCGUUGAUGUUGGUUUUCAAGUGAAAGAGUGUGGCAUAAACCAUGUGUGCGCGCAAGAUCAAGAGGACAUCGAGAAAGCCUCUUUUGAUCACUCUCGUUUAGAUGCAUGUAUUUAUGGAAGUAUCCCACGGGUUUCUAGUGUAACUAUUAAUGGGGCAACUUUUCUCGGCAUUCGUAUCAACUACUCCCGGGGAAGGUCCUCACUAUCACACCACCUUUCUAGAUAUGAUUGGUCCCAAAAAUUGUUGGAAGACUCCACAGAAAUAACUGGCCAAGUGGUAGUACAAGAUGAGAAUGGGGUUUUCAGGCUACCAACAGGGGCAGCAAGAAUUUGAAGUUGCCCCCUCAGAAGUCUCUGAACUUGAAUUGCUCCACCAAAACUAUAGUGAGAGUAUAUUGUUUAAUAUAUAUAUAUAUAUAUUAUCGUAUAUCAUUGCCUAGAGGCACGAUGUAAAUAAUAUUAAGAUUAAAAUGUAGUUAUAAUUUAUAAGUAUUAUGUUAUAAUAAUUUUUCUUAUAUUAAAUGCUCUACAAAACUCAAAUAAAAAACAAA